UUUACAUCCGGGUCCUUAGGCUUCACGCUUUUCUUGCCGGCUGGUGUUUCUCCGGGCUGACUGGCUGUUGGUUGGUCCCGCUGUUCCAGCGUCGGAAGAGCCGGUGGGUCCGCGGGUUUGAACUUCUUGUCCUGGAAGCUGUGCAUCACCAUAAUGAGGCUUGUAAUUCUUGAUAACUAUGACUUGGCUAGUGAAUGGGCAGCCAAAUACAUCUGUAAUUGCAUCAUUCAAUUCAGACCUGGACAGGACAGAUAUUUUACACUGGGUUUGCCAACAGGGAGUACACCUUUAGGAUGUUAUAAAAAACUAAUAGAAUAUCACAAGAAUGGAGACCUUUCUUUUAAAUAUGUGAAGACCUUUAACAUGGAUGAAUAUGUAGGACUUCCCAGAAAUCAUCCUGAAAGCUACCAUUCUUAUAUGUGGAAUAACUUUUUUAAGCAUAUUGAUAUAGAUCCUAAUAAUGCUCAUAUCCUUGAUGGGAAUGCUACAGAUUUACAAGCAGAAUGUGAUGCAUUUGAAAAGAAAAUAAAAGAAGCUGGAGGAAUUGAUCUUUUUGUUGGAGGAAUUGGUCCAGAUGGUCAUAUUGCUUUCAAUGAGCCAGGAUCCAGUUUAGUAUCAAGGACAAGAGUAAAGACUCUAGCAAUGGACACCAUUUUGGCAAAUGCUAAAUAUUUUGAUGGAGAUUUAUCAAAAGUGCCAACUAUGGCUCUAACGGUUGGUGUGGGGACAGUGAUGGAUGCUAGAGAAGUAAUGAUCCUCAUAACAGGUGCACACAAGGCAUUUGCUCUCUACAAAGCAAUAGAAGAAGGAGUCAAUCACAUGUGGACUGUUUCAGCUUUCCAGCAACAUCCCCGAACUAUUUUUGUAUGUGAUGAAGAUGCUACUUUAGAAUUAAGAGUUAAAACUGUGAAAUACUUUAAAGGUUUAAUGCAUGUGCACAAUAAACUUGUGGAUCCACUGUACAGUAUGAAAGAAGCAAACUGAAGGAGACUGGAUCAAAAUUCUGCUUGAAUCAACAGAACACUUUUAUACAUAGAUAAUUUUCAGCUAUGCAAUAUGAUAAAACUUGGGGAAUUUUUGAAUACUGUCAUUUUUGAAGUCUAAUAUCUAUAUGUUAAACAUUCCAUAUUUACAAUGUGUCCAUUUUAUACUAGGGUUUAGACGUAAUUGGCUCUCACAGUUGAUCAGCUAGUUGUUACAGAAGCCACAGUCACUCUAUAACAUAGCACAGAAAUGAAAUGUCUGCCUGUUUACAAAUUUUAAGUCAUUUUAAAGGCGACAAUUCUGUACAUAAAGUACCAUUUAUAUGACUCCAGUGGCAUUAUUAGAUUUUAAUUUUUUAAUCACAGGAAGACACUCCAAGCCUUUCAGGUAUCAAACCACUAUCAUUGCAAGCCUUUACUUCCGGAAUGCUAUCUUUAUAUUCUCUUUGCACAAGCUUUCUGCACGUGGUUGCCUUAGUCAUCUUCCUGCAGUAGCAUCUGGACAUCAAAAGUCCUGCUAUAUAUUGUUGGUACAGAAAAUUUGAAGAGACGGCAGUGCCUAAAAGUACAGUUUACGUCCUUUUGGAAAAUAUGUAUAAGUGCAUGUUUUUUGUGCACCACCUUCUGUAGCACUUUUUUAAACAAAUGUGCUCUUAUUUUUAUUUAAUGACUUGGGUUCAUGCACUUAAUUUAAGUAUUUUGGCAAUUAGGAGCUUUAUACCU
Messenger RNA from Eubalaena glacialis (North Atlantic right whale), 1706 nucleotides. It is a transcript of the gene GNPDA2, whose product is annotated as glucosamine-6-phosphate deaminase 2. Lineage: Eukaryota; Metazoa; Chordata; Mammalia; Artiodactyla; Balaenidae. The record is from RefSeq and is a predicted model, not a curated record. Gene Ontology annotation, biological process: N-acetylglucosamine catabolic process; D-glucosamine catabolic process; carbohydrate metabolic process. The transcript has 7 exons. Gene Ontology annotation, cellular component: cytoplasm. Gene Ontology annotation, molecular function: identical protein binding; glucosamine-6-phosphate deaminase activity. Bases 154 to 984 code for a protein of 276 amino acids.